AGCGGAAGGAACCCGCACGCAACUUCCGUAACUCCUUGCAGUCAUCGCUAGUAUGCCAAGCUCAUCAACCAGGAGUCUCCUCCAUGUCUCUAUCGUUACUGCCGGUGAAUACUGAUUGACGUGCAGGCUCGAUCGCGUUCUGCAAGUGAAACGAUUUUGUCCUAUCUGUGAGGUCAUUAGUGGGCUCCUCCGUGCUUGCGCCGGCGCCUCUCCGUGGACUCCGUGGACUCCGUGGACUCCGUGACCUAGGUCCAGGUGCUAGGAAAGAUCCUCAGUCUAUCGCUGCGCCUCGAGUGUCAUCAUGAUCAUCUCUCUCGCCCCGAUCUUCGCUGUCGUCUUCAGCCUCCACGGCUACGUUGGCGCAGUUUGUAAAGUCUCGUUGAACAGUAACUUGCCAACGAAGGAGCCUCUUUACUUGAUUCAUAAGGGCUCUAAGCUGGAUUUCGUAUAUCCUAAGAGCGCAAAAGGAGCGUCUAAAAGGGACAAAGGCUCAUUCGAGCUAUCAGAAAACGAGGAGCUGGUAUUCGCAUGCCCGGGAAAAGCCAACAAAUUGGCACGAACAACCGAGAAUGCUGCAGAUUCACACUGUGUUAGUGGAACGAGGUUUUCUUUAGGAGCAAAGAAGACUUCUAACAUCGAGCAGAUCGAGUGCACGAGUAGUGUAAAAGCAACUCUUGAACUAGAUUCAGGUAAAAAAUGCGCCAAAACUGGGACACAGAUGAAAAUUGGAUUUGAGGUUGAACGUCAGCUUUUACCUCUGAUGUGGGUGUGUCAUGAUAUCAAAGCAGCGGACACGAUUUUUGUCGAGCACGAUAUUCCAGCCACCAUCGGCGGAGCACGUAUUUUUAAAGCUCGGCCAGACUUUGAGGACGGACCUUCUCAUCUUUACGAGGGGAUUAACGUAAAAAAUGUUUAUACCCAGAAAUAUCAACGAGGUUUAUUCAAUCAGCUCCUUGGAAAGGGUCAAGGAGAGAAAUUUAUAAAAGGGACAUAUUAUCUGGCGAGGGGUCAUCUUGCCCCUGACGGAGAUUUUCUUUACGGAUCCUGGCAAUGGUCAACAUAUUUCUACGUAAACACAGCUCCACAGUGGCAAAUCAUCAAUGCGGGCCAUUGGCUGGCACUGGAACGAUACCUGAGGAAGUUUGCAGAGCAGACUGGAGAGGACCUACACAUCAUGACUGGAAUAGUGGGUGUGCUUUCUUUUGAAUCUGAUUCAGGGGAAAAUGUGGAGAUUUAUUUACAGCCAGAUGAGCAGAAGAUCCGAGUGCCUGCCGCGUUUUUCAAAGUCAUACGAAGCGAAGUUAGCGACCGGGCGAUCGUUGCAGUUUGCUCGAACAACCCCUUCGAAAAAGUUCCAACUUUGUGUCAGGACAUAGCAGCGGAGCACCGAUGGCCGACCUCAUGGCAUGAUCAUGCCAAGGGUCAUAUCUACUUUUGCGAGGUGAACGAUUUCCUCUCAAAUGCGAGUGGUUUGCCCAUCAGGCGUAACUCCGGCAUUUUGAGAGGAAUCGGUAAAUAAUGGCGUGGGUAAACCGGAAAAUGGAUUCAUAUCCUUCCUUGUGAAAUCGCUUUUGCGAGCGGAAAAGUCAAGGCCAAGUUUUGAUACUAAAACCGCAUGUAAAUUUUUUCUCAAUUAUUGACUCGUUGAAAAAAUAAAUACCAAUUUUACAACCACGAAUUUUCAGUUUGUAUUGCACGGAGUUAAACGAAAAAAAGAAGACAUAGAGUAUACUGAUUAAAAAUAACUUUUUUAAAUACAAUUUUUUAUAUGACAAUAUGCUACAUGAAAUGUAUUCCCCGUGGAGAUACUUCAUGUUCAUGCACAAUUUUCUUUAUCAUAGUAAACUAUUCUAUAUGAAAGACGUUAAAAUAAAGAGCCUAUAUAACUAACUGAGUAUGUAGAAAUCAACCUCGGAAUAGAAUCUGACAGAUAAACUGUCCAUUGAGGAUAGCACAUUCAAGGCCAACGAUUUUGACACUUUCCCCAUUAGACAUCAUAAAAAUCUGUAAAAAAUUACUGUAAUAUUUUUGUAAAUAAAUGUGUUUUAUGUAAAUUUA
Bemisia tabaci is the source of this 2058-nucleotide messenger RNA. Its product is annotated as salivary endonuclease. The record is from RefSeq and is a predicted model, not a curated record. Gene Ontology annotation, cellular component: nucleus; mitochondrial inner membrane. Gene Ontology annotation, molecular function: metal ion binding; nucleic acid binding; RNA endonuclease activity. Lineage: Eukaryota; Metazoa; Arthropoda; Insecta; Hemiptera; Aleyrodidae. Gene Ontology annotation, biological process: apoptotic DNA fragmentation.